GCAGUCCAGAUGGCCUCCCUGGGGACUGUCAAGCCCCGCCUUCGCUCCCACCCCCAUGGAGCCGGCCGCGCGGCGGGGAGGGGCAGCAGCGGCGGUUCCUCAGUGUCGUCCCGCCUGCGCCCCUCCCCUGUAAUUCCUAACGCCCAUAGCACCCCUCCUAGUGGGAGCAGUCGAUGCUUCCCUCUGCGGACCGGCUUCCCCGAGUGGGGCUGUGGGGCUGCGGGCCGGUUUGUGGGGAAGCAGGUGUGGGCAGGGGCCGCGGUGACGCUGGAGGGGAUGGGGACAUUAUAGUUUAUGAACCUGCGGGCAACGCCGCCACUCACGCCCGGCUCCUGUCCAGCCGCCGCUGUAACACCAGAGGGAAAUGAGGUUUGCGAGCUCAGCACGCGCGGCAGCGCAAUGGGCUGCCUUUGGCCUUGGGGAAAAGCAUGACUUUGAAAAAUUGAGUCUCUUCUCUUUUCAAGCGCCGUUCCUUGUCCAGGUAGCUUUCAGCAGUCAUGGGUGGUGGUUUGGAUGGCUGUGGUGGAGGGCAGCGACAUCAGCGGGAGAUGAUGGGCACAGGGUCUGUGGCACUCUGGCACACUCUACCUGCCCAGGCGCCUGAGCCCUCCACCCACCUCUUCCUUCUUGGAUCCUGUUGCCCAGUGCAGCUUAUCCCUACCAUUUCCAAUCUUGCUCAGACCACCCCCUGACAGUGUCCUCCCACCAGGGCCCACUCUCCCAGAGUUAAUCUUCCCCAGCAGGCCUGACUAGCAGGCUUAGCCCCUGCCCCCAAACUGCUGUGAUGCUCCAUUGCCUCCAAACUAAGUCCCAACACCUCAGCUGCCCAUGGCAGCCCCUGCCUGUUCACCAGUCCCUGUCCUCCCUCCCCUCCCAGCCCAGAUAGGGGACAGGAGGUGCAGUAGUCCCUCCCCCAGGUGCUGUCCCUACCAGACAGUGUGAUGCAGUAGCAGAGUGUGGCGGUGCCCAGCUGAGUGACUGUCAAGGCAGGCAAUGGCAUCCCCCAUGAGGUGGGGCUUGGCCAGUAGCAGAGGGUGUCACUGUUUGUGGGACAGACUGUCAGAACCAGAGAGGUUUCAGAGACCCUAGUGAGAAAACAGUCCUUGAGGAGCAGACAACUUUCCCCACACUACCCUCCACCUGCCUCCUAACCCUUUCCUGCUGAGGACCCUGCAGGACUGAGCAGCCCACUGGGAGGAGCCAGACCCUUUGGGGAGCCCCCAUGAGAAACUUUGUGUGGGGCCCCCAGCACACAGUGUGGAGAUUCUGUUUUCUGGACCUCUAAGUGUACACAGGACAGGACUCAACCCAUUCCCCAGUCCCUAUAGCAUUGUCACAGAUCAUUAAUUCUGGGUUGAGAUCUCUCCUAUUCCCAGGAAGCCUCACCGGCCUCCCUGACCCUGGCUAGACAGCCUGCAGAGGGUUGGAAACCAGCUCCAAGGACACCUUGGGGACUCCCUCAUUACCUCCCCCGCCCCAGAUGUGCACCCUGUGAAACCACUGCUCUGGGAGCUCUGGGCUAUUUGCAUACCUAAUGCCAGUCUAGGAGUGACCCUCUCUUCAUGUAUGCUACCCUCUCUGGUGGUCUCAGAAUGUGCACAGCCCACAGCCACUGGCCGGGUGGGUCUGCCUUUGGAAGAAGGAACUGAAGUCCAGAGGGCCCUGGCCAGCCAGGUUCUAGCUUUUUCCACCAACACCCUGUUUGCAGACUGAGGCGGGCAGACUCAGCCCUGCCCUGCUGUGACAAGGAGGGCACCAAACUGGUCCUGGUGCUCCCCUGGCCCACCUUCUUGGGAGCCAUUUCCUUUGGUGCCCUUAGUUGUCCCAGACCAAGCCCAGCAAGUUCCCAGCGAUUCCUGUCCUGCUCCUAAGGCUCUGGACAGUGUCAUCUCUCUGUGGCCCCCAGGCCAGCUGUUUGUGGCUGGUGAGGGGCCAGCCUAGCCAAAGAGGUGGGCCAGAGGGUGAGGAGAGCUGGCACUGCCAAGGGGGCUCCCCUACUCAUGAGGACCCCUGAGGAAAGGCAAAGCUGGGUGGGCAUCAGGCAGUUGGGAGCACAGCUGAAGGCCUGGGUUGGGGGGCCUUUGGAGGGUCUCACAGGGUCAUGCUGUGUGCCCCAGGCUGCCCAGAGGAGAACGCUGUCCCACCCAGAGACAUAGGCCAUGCGGGGCUCCUGGGAGCUGCUUCUGGUAUGGCUUCUGGUGCUAGCAGUGGGUGGCACCGAUCACGUCUACCGACCAGGCCGCAGGGUGUGUGCUAUUAGGACUCCCCAGGGCCCUGUCUCUGAGUCCUUCGUGCAGCGUGUAUACCAGCCCUUCCUCACUACCUGUGACGGGUACCGUGCCUGCAGCACCUACCGAACCAUCUACAGGACCGCCUACCGCCACAGUCCAGGGCUGGCCCCCGCCAGGCCACGCUAUGCCUGCUGCCCCGGCUGGAAGAGGACCAGGGGGCUCCCAGGGGCCUGCGGAGCAGCAGUAUGCCAGCCACCAUGCCAGAAUGGAGGGAGCUGUGUCCAGCCAGGCCGCUGUCGCUGCCCUGCAGGAUGGCAGGGUGACACCUGCCAGUCAGAUGUGGACGAAUGCAGUACUGGAGGGGACAGCUGCCCCCAGCACUGUGUCAACACGGAGGGCAGCUACCGGUGCCAGGGCUGGGAGGGGCACAGCCCAGCUGCUGAUGGUACGCUCUGCCUACCCAAGGGAGGGCCCCCCAGGGAGGCCCCAAACCUGACAGGAGUGGACAGUGCAGUGAAGGAGGAAAUGCAGCGGCUGCAGUCAAGGGUGGACGUACUGGAGGAGAGGCUGCAAUUGCUCCUGGCACCACUGCACAGCCUGGCCUUGCAGGCGCUGGCACUUGGGCUCCCGGAUCCAGAAAGCCUCCUGGCGCACUCUCUCCAGCAGCUGGGCCGCAUUGACUCUCUGAGCGAGCAGAUCUCCUUUCUUGAGGAGCAGCUGGGGUCCUGCUCCUGCAAGGAGGGGUCAUGACUGGCCUGGCCAAGGCCUGUCUCCUGAUCCAGGCUGGAUGGGGUUGCCUGCCCUGGCAGUGACAGAAGAAAGCUGGGAAGGGCCCUCUCCUCUACCCUCACUCAGGAGGCCUCCUGCCAACUGGGGUACAGGGUGGGGCUAGAGGGUCUUCUGUGCAAAUCCACCCUGGCAACCCCAGUAUCCCAGGGUCCUGGGUGGCAGAGAGAAGGUACGAGGCUCCCUGCACAGAGCCAGGGACUGCUGGCAGUCACUGGGUAGCCUAUCUGGAGGCAGGGGUGGGGGGUCAGGUGGGGCCUCUGCCCUGGUUUUAUCAGAAUAAAAGUGAGGCUUGA
Molecule: messenger RNA, 3313 nt
Organism: Otolemur garnettii (small-eared galago)
Lineage: Eukaryota; Metazoa; Chordata; Mammalia; Primates; Galagidae
Gene: EGFL7
Product: EGF like domain multiple 7
Exons: 8
Coding region: 2160-2981 (273 amino acids)
Biological process (GO): anatomical structure development
Cellular component (GO): cell surface; extracellular region
Molecular function (GO): signaling receptor binding; calcium ion binding
Source: RefSeq, a predicted model, not a curated record